This is a messenger RNA of Clarias gariepinus (North African catfish), 2509 nucleotides long. RefSeq names its product hyaluronidase 3 (gene hyal3). The transcript is spliced from 4 exons. The record is from RefSeq and is a predicted model, not a curated record. Gene Ontology annotation, biological process: hyaluronan catabolic process; carbohydrate metabolic process. The coding region runs from base 1161 to 2435 and encodes 424 amino acids. Gene Ontology annotation, molecular function: hyalurononglucosaminidase activity. Gene Ontology annotation, cellular component: acrosomal vesicle. NCBI's taxonomy places the organism in Eukaryota, Metazoa, Chordata, Actinopteri, Siluriformes, Clariidae.
GUUAAAGUACUAUCUCUAAAGCUGCUACAUUAUAUUUAGGUUAUUAUCUUCAAGUUAGCCUGUGUUUAUUCAUAAGUAAGAGAUACUUGUGUUGAUAUUUGUGAUGUUUAUAAUACAGAGUGUGCUACAGUUCUCCAUACAGAGAGAAAAUUAAUCAAAAGUUGGAUCAGCAUUUUCAGAUUGGUCUCUGUGUCCCUGUGCAGUGUCCUCUGAGACUCCCAGAUCUAAGCCCAUUGGAUUUACACCUGUCGGAGCCAUAGUGUACCAGAAAAAGAUCCAGCACAAAGAUUGUUUAAAAGAAAUGCUUUUACAUGCACAAUUCCAGAUUUGUUCACACACGUUCAUUAUGAAUGACAGAAAUGUAUAUAAACGUGUUAAAAGAAAUAGUAAGAACCAUGUAGAGCAGGGUUUUUCAAAGCUCCUAGUGGUUAGUAAGGGUACUGCAGGUGGGUCUCUAUAAUAUUUUUCCUUUUUUUUUUUUUUUACAAAUAAUUUUCUAUUUUGAUAAUUAAGGUUAAAAUUCACAUAACAUAUUUUCACAUUUUAGAUUAUGUCACAGCCUUGCUUAGAUUAAUAGCUGAUAGCUGAUGUGAAGGAUGUUCUUUGCUAAAAAGUGUUGACUUUCGAGACGUCUGGGACACCCUGUAUCGAACAGCCCUAGAAAGCAACCAUGAUGGUAGCACAUGCCUUGCAGAUGGAUAUUUUGCAAACUGGCCUUUAAUUGUGAGCUUAACAACAAGCCUUUAUUAGGUUAAAACUCUGAGUGUGAUGCAGCCAGAGAAGCCAUGCUCACAGCUCUGACCUUAACUGUUUGACAUGUUCUCACUUAUAAACCACGGUGUGCAUGUCAGCUUGUCUAAGUGGUGUUUUGUCUUGUCGCAGUGUGCAUUGCAUGACUCGAGCUUUUUCUCAACCUUUUUUUCCCCCCAACACUUCUACUGAAGUUUUUUUUUUUUUUUUUAUAUAAAAUAUUAUAAAAAUAGCUUGAGUUGGAACUGAUCUCAGAUCAGCCAACGGAGAUGCUUAAAACAGUCAUGUGCUUAUCGGUGUAACCCCUUAUUUCCUGAUUUUGACAUGGUCUUCUUGGUGUGAAAUUGUGUGUGUGUGGCUCAGUUCAGUCUUGCUGUUAAUAUGCACACAUCACUCUAGGAGGAGCAAUCAUGUUUUGCAGGUCCUCUCUGCUGCUCUCCCACUUCCUCCCCCUGACUUUCCUGGUUCUCACUGGCACCGUUUCAGAAAGUGACCCUGUCAUUAGGAAACAGGGGUUCUCUGUGGUGUGGAACAUGCCUACCUCAAAAUGCCAGAAAGUGUUCGGUGUUUCACUGCCCCUGCACCAGCAUGGCAUCAUACAUAAUGCAAAUGAAAGAUUCAGGGGUGAGAACAUAAGUCUCUUUUAUGAAAGGAAACUUGGUUUGUAUCCCUUCAUCACUCGCGAUGGCUCCAGUGUGAAUGGUGGGAUUCCUCAGAAGGGCGAUCUUGGCCAUCACCUCAAACUGUCACAGAAACAGAUCCAGUCACUAUUGCUGAGGAGUUUCAGCGGGUUGGCUGUGGUGGACUGGGAGAAGUGGCAACCUCUCUGGAUCCGCAACUACGGAGUCCGUCAGGUUUACAAAUAUCUAUCUAAGCAACUGGUGAGAGAGAAACAUCCAGAUAUUUCUAAGGAGGAAGUAAAAAGACUGGCCACGGCUGAGUUUGAGAAGGCAGCACAGUUGUUUAUGGAAAAAACGCUGCGACUCGGAGUUAAGGCUCAUCCCAAGGGAUUGUGGGGAUUUUAUGGAUACCCUGGCUGCUAUAAUGACCGCGGGUCAAAAAGCAGUGAGUAUACUGGGCAGUGCAAACCUGGAACAGAGGCAUUAAAUGACAAACUGGCAUUUUUAUGGCAGCAGUCCACUGCACUCUAUCCAAGUGUGUAUGUGCGCCGUGGGCUUGCAGGACACCCAAACACAAGGCUUAUGGUUAGACACCGUGUACUCGAGGCAUUCCGAGUGGCAUCAAAGCAUGGACAUGGUGCUGCCCGACUUCCUGUUCUACCUUACGCUAGAGUGGCCUUUAUAAAAACUCUGCACUUUUUAAACCAGACUGAUCUGGAGAACACACUUGGUGAGAUUGCUUCAUUAGGUGCUGCUGGUGUGGUGCUGUGGGGUGAAAUAGGUUUUGCCAAGUCUGAGCACCAGUGUGUUCUUCUCCGAAACUACAUAAGCUCGGUUUUGGGUGUGUACAUAGAUGCUCUGCAUCGGGGUGUGGCACAUUGCAGCCAGACUGUGUGCAGCGGUCAUGGUCGCUGUGUGAGGCGCGACCCUCAUUCCGGCCACAUGAUCGCCCAGCUCCAAACGAGGACCGAUCUCGUCCAUGACAUGAAGUCUAACUUCAGAUGCUUGUGCUAUGAGGGAUGGAGCGGAGAGCAGUGUGAGGAGAACGUCAUGAAUGUGAAGUGAAGCCAGCGCUAACUCCACGUUUCAAAUCCUGUUUUAAAGUUUACAUUUUAAUACAGAUUCUAAAAUGUGCAUAG